AUGCCGGUCCUCACAGCAGGAGCGGGGCUACAUGAAACGUUGGCCCUGCUGACCUCUCAGCUACGGCCCGAUGCCAAUCACAAAGAGGACAUGGUCUUCCUCAAAGAUGUCUUCAGUGAGCGGAGUUUGGGAUAUCUAAUGAAGAUUCAUGAGAAGUUGAGACAGUAUGAGAGACAGAGUCCAACACCCGUCCUCAACAGUGCUUCUUCUCUGGCAGAGGAUGUAAGUUCAUCACACGCUUGGCAGGUGGCAGAGGAGCUGCAGAGCGGACCAAUGAGCACCGAGGAGAAGGAGCUGCUGCACCUGCUGACGUCACCACAUCUCAAGGCAGUUCUCUCGGUGCAUGACACCGUGGCACAGAAGAACUUUGAUCCUGUGCUGCCGCCGCUGCCUGAUGACUUUGAGGAUGAGCUGGAUGAAGAGUCGGUGAAGAUUGUCAGGCUAGUGAAGAACAAGGAGCCUCUGGGAGCCACCAUCAGGCGGGAUGAAGCCACUGGGAUGGUGAUCGUGGCUCGAAUAAUGAGAGGAGGUGCAGCUGACCGAAGCGGUUUGGUCCAUGUGGGAGAUGAACUCAGGGAGGUCAAUGGAGUCUCUGUGAUCAACAAGAGGCCUGAUGAAAUCAGUCAGCUGCUGUCCCAGUCCCAGGGCUCCAUCACUCUAAAGAUAAUCCCUGCCAUUAAAGAAGAGGACCGACUGAAGGACAGCAAGGUGUACAUGAGAGCCUUGUUUGACUACAUCCCAUUGGAAGACAAAGCGACGCCUUGCCAAGAAGCAGGACUUCCCUUCAAGCGGGGAGAUAUCCUGCAGGUUGUGACCCAAGACGACCACACGUGGUGGCAGGCCAAGCGUGUGGGAGACAGCAACCUGCGGGCCGGACUCAUCCCAUCCAAACUGUUCCAGGAGAGGCGACUGGCCUACAGGAUGAAAAUGGGCACACUUCCGAAUCCAAAAUCCCCUAAAAAGCCCGCCUAUGACCAAGGAUGUGAUAAAGAGGACUGUGACUGUGAGGGCUAUUUCAAUGGACAGUACAUAGCUGGUCUAAGGAGGAGUUUCCGGCUGAGUCGCAAAGACAGGCAAGGAUCCUCCGGAGAGGGUUCUGAUCUUGGGGACAGCGACUUUCUGACUUAUGAAGAGGUGACCCGGUACCAGCAGAGGCCCAAUGAAAGGCCCCGUCUGGUGGUCCUGAUUGGAUCUCUGGGAGCACGAAUCAAUGAACUUAAACAGCGGGUGAUCGCUGAAAACCCAAAUCGUUUUGCAGUGGCUGUACCACAUACCACCAGGCCAAAGAAACCUCAUGAGAAGGAGGGUGUGGAGUACCACUUUGUUACCAAACAGCAAUUUGAUGCCGAUGCUUUAAACAACAAGUUCAUAGAGCACGGGGAAUACAAGGAAAACCAGUAUGGCACAAGUAUAGAGGCUAUCCGCUCUGUACAGGCCAAGAAUAAGAUGUGUGUAGUGGAUGUGCAGCCUGAGGCCCUGAAGAGGCUGCGGACAGCAGAGUUCAAGCCCUAUGUAAUAUUUGUCAAACCUCGAGUUCCUGAGAGCAGACGUCGUCGCAGUGCUGCAACUUCGCCAGGAGGGGGAGAGCAUGGCCGCAAUACAGACGAAGACCUCCAAGAGAUGCGUCAGUCUGCGACUCAGAUUGAUCAGCAGUAUGGACAUCUGGUGGACCGGGUCUUGAUCAAGGAGGACUCAGCCAGUGCCUGUGCAGAACUUCGAGGUAUCUUGGAAAGGCUGGAGCGAGAAUCCUUCUGGGUACCUCUUUGCUGGGUGCGGACCUAAACAUCCCCUGCUCCAUCUUCUAGAAGAACUUCACCGCCAACCCACCCAAAUCCUGCACCGGUCCAUUCCUGCCCCCUCCCCCCCAGAGCCGGUAAGACAGCAAUGAACUAAGGCACCAAUGGGAGAGGAUGGUGUCAGAGGAAUACCUCGUUGUCUGGAGUGUCUGGAGCCGACAAAACAGUCUUACUGACACUUCAAGUCAUAUUUAUUCAGGUUUGGUUUAAUUUAUUUAUUGACUUCAAAAACAAGGGACAGAUGCAAAUUUGUAGUUAAAGAAGUGUUUUAUUUCUCACACUGUCACUCUUCCUAGCUGCAUCGUUCAUGAGAGUGUGGCAGGUUUGGGAUCCGACUCAGAGGAUUGCUGUCAGUCAGUUAUAUUGUGACUCUUGUUGGAGUACCUUUAGUACCAUGUUUUUUUUAGGUUUACAGUUUUAUUCAACUCAAAUUCAAUCACAGAAUGCUUCCUGUUAAUUUGUACUGCUCAUGCAUCCUGUACUAUUUUAGAACCAAUCAUACAUUUAGCAGAACAGGAGAAAUUGAUAUAUAAAGUUAAGUGAAUGCGAUUUGAAACAGUUUUUUUUUGUUGCUAAAUCUUAUUUUCACGUAUGGAAAGAAACUAAAUGAUAUCCAAAUGGAAUGUGAGAAUUUUAUUUUGUACAAAACUGUUUGUUUUUAGGAAACGCAUGAAAACUGAUCAUUUAAUCUCAGAUGUAAAUAUUGUAAAUGUUAACUCCUCAUGUGCCAACGAAAGAUCUCGUAGCACUUCAAUGCAACCUGUUUACCUUUGAUCCCUGGGAACCCACAUCUGUUUGUGUGUAGAAUAAUGCCGUGCACAAAGUAUGUGUGGAUGAAUGUCACAGUGUAUGUUCAAAUGCAACAACCUGAGAUGUUCCUUUAUGUACAGGAAUGGGUUUCGUACAGUUUCCUUGCACAUAUCUGUAUUUCUGACUACAGAAGAAGAGGCGGAUACUAGAUGUUUUCUUUGAUAAUCAGGGUUUUACUUUAUUGUUGUCAGAAACGGUGUGGAGGUGGGAGACGUGAUAUCCACAGAUGUCAAAUUAAAGUUCAAAGAAAAUUUGAGAAAAUUAGUCAAUCUAUCAGCUAAUAUUUUGUGAUUAAGUAAAAUUUUAAUUUAUUUAUCAAGCAAUAUUGACAAACAUUCCCUCUUUACUUUUCAAUUGCAAAGAUUUCUACUUCUGUGUUGGUAAACUGAAUGUCUUCUAGUCUUUAACACACAGAGAUAUUAUUACAGAGGCCAAUACUGGCAUUUGGGAAUUAUUUCAAGAUAGACUUGAAAGAAUUUGGUUCACAUUUUGAAGUUUGGAUAAAUUAUCACUUCUAUACUGACAUUUUGUUGUGUGUGGUUAAAAUGAAGAAGCUUCCAAAUCCCUUUUAAACAUGCAUUUUAAAUAUGGAUCUCUUCAUGUUCUGUAUGAACCCAGAAUGUUCAGUUUGUAAUGUGACCUGUACAAAGUGCCAUAAUAAAAACUA
Molecule: messenger RNA, 3273 nt
Organism: Anoplopoma fimbria (sablefish)
Lineage: Eukaryota; Metazoa; Chordata; Actinopteri; Perciformes; Anoplopomatidae
Gene: mpp3a
Product: MAGUK p55 scaffold protein 3a
Exons: 18
Coding region: 1-1782 (593 amino acids)
Cellular component (GO): cell-cell junction; plasma membrane
Molecular function (GO): protein binding
Source: RefSeq, a predicted model, not a curated record